AUGGAUUCAUUAGAGUUUUCACCAUUUAGUCCUUCAUCGUGUCUUUCUCUGGGAGGAGAGGUAAUACAAACGUCAACAACAAACACUGCAACAAGUAGUAACAGUCAUGAUUCACCAUCAAAACUAUCAAUCGAAGAAGAAAAAGAAAUUGAUGUGGAUAAUAGUGAUAAGGGAGGAAAACAUCCGAUUGCAUGUGCUCGUUGUAGAAAACUGCACAAAAAGUGUGACAAAAAGUUGACUGGUUGUUCGAAAUGUGCAAAUGCAGGAGUUGAUUGUGUGUAUAAAACUCCUCAAAAGAGAGGAAAAGGAGCUGAGCUUUAUGCUCAAAAUCCAUCAAAAAAGAAAAAGAAAUCAUCAGAAUCAAUCUCUUUACCUUCAACAGAAAUUCAAUUGGAAAAGAAGGGUGUCUUGACAGGAAUUACAAUGACUGAUGUGUAUUUUACCUUUGUUUGUGGAAUUCAUCCAAUGAUUGAAAAGGAAAAAUUGAAAUAUUUUGUAAAUAAUUGUCUUUAUCAAUUUGAAAACAAAUCAACAGGAGAGGAAUUAAUACUGGAAGAUAAUAUUUGGAUCAAAUCAAUUGGAGAAAUGAAAUGUUUAUAUGCUUUAUAUUUAGCAUUGAUGAGCGUAUCAUCUCAAAUUGUUGCAGAUUUGGAAACAGUUGACAAAUGCUUGAGGAAGGCAGAGAUAGAGGUUGCUCUCCUUUCAAUAGAUUAUUCCACAGAGUUUUACUGGGCUGUUGCUUGUCAUUAUAUUAAUGUUGCUUACAUUGGAGAUGGGGAUCAGUACAAAUCGAGGUAUUACCUUUCCAAAGUGAAUUUUUAUCUUGAGAAUCAUUCAGAAAAUUCGAAUCCAUUUUACAGAGUUCUCUACACACACAGUGGAGUUAUUUCUUCGAGAUUUAGGAAUGAAACAUUCUCUUUACAGACACUGCUGAAUGGAACAAAGAAUAUGUUUGAAUAUUUCACGAAUCGUAAAGUGGAAGAUGUGUUUCUUCCAGGAACGUGGGAAUACAUGAUGAAUACGAAAAUAUCUCAACAAAAUUAUUUACUAUUCAAACAGGUUUCUGAUUACAUUUUCAAAGUGAUUGGAGAACACAAAUUUCAAGCUCAACGAAGUUUGACAGAUUGUCACAGCACUGAAUAUUUCAAAAUUCAGAGAUUAUUCACAUGCAUGUUAACAGAGGGUUUUUCAUUCAUGUUCAUGAAACAAAUUCCUGAGAUUAGUUUCAAUGUAAUGGAAGAAAUUGCAUUGAAAAUUACUCUAAUGACAGAAAAUGAAAUGUUUCCAUUCCUAGUUCUUGGAACAAUCAAUAUAGUUGUGGAAACAACUGAAUUCCAUCUUGGUAUUUGUAAAAAGAUUGAUCUAGGACUUAAACCAAAGCUGGGAACUGUCAGAACAUCCCCAUCUAAAUCAGUGACUUUUGAUUAUUUCUCAAUUUUAGAAAAAGAUUUGAGAGCUCUCAAAAUAUUGGCAGCUCGAUAUAGAAGAGUUAUGAAACUAUAUCCAAAUUUAAUUAGUGACAUAACCGAACUUAUAGAACGAAACAAAAUGAAAGAUCAAGUUUCAUCUACUUUACUUUCCGUAUCUGAAAUACCUCCAUUCUUUGCUCCACCACAACAAGAUGAAAUUCUGAGAAAGCAAUUGGAACAAGCAUUCAAAAGGCCAGAGGAUGUUGAUUCUUAUUUUGCUGAGCAAUCACUAGGGGAUUGGGAAGAAUUAUUCAAUUUUUAA
Messenger RNA from Naegleria gruberi, 1731 nucleotides. RefSeq lists its product as uncharacterized. Gene Ontology annotation, biological process: regulation of DNA-templated transcription. The record is from RefSeq and is a predicted model, not a curated record. The coding region runs from base 1 to 1731 and encodes 576 amino acids. The transcript is spliced from 3 exons. Gene Ontology annotation, molecular function: zinc ion binding; DNA-binding transcription factor activity, RNA polymerase II-specific. Lineage: Eukaryota; Heterolobosea; Eutetramitea; Acrasida; Naegleriidae.